CAUUUACAGGUACUUGUUUGUUUAUCAUUUGUCAGCUGUAAUCAAACGGUGGUGAUCUCGUGCUGCUACAGUUUCGUCCUUCCGUGAAGGUUUUUCGCUGGCCGAAAAUAAAUCUCCCUGGUUUCUGACGCCGUCUCAUCACCGGACCAAGCCACUGCAAAUGAUCCGGAUAUUGAACCAACUCCGUGCCUUAAGUAGGAAAGCCUUCAGCAAACGCUAUCUGCUCUACACGAACGUGGCCAUCUCGUUCAGUCUGUCCGGAGUGGGUGACAUAAUUGAGCAGCAUUACGAAAUUUACACGGGGACCUUGGAAUGCUGGGACCGUCAGCGUACGCACCAAAUGUCCAUAUCGGGACUGACGGUUGGCGUUUUCUGCCACAAUUGGUAUAACUUCAUGGACCGCAAGUUUCCCGGCCGAACGCUCCGAGUCGUGCUGAAGAAGGUGCUCAUUGAUCAGGCCAUAGCUUCGCCGAUUGUAAUCUUUAUGUUUUUUGCAACGCUGGGCGUUCUUCGGAAGGCUUCCGUGGAUGAAACCAUUCAAGAGAUGAAGGAUAAGUUCGUUCGGUUGUACACGGCGGAGUGGGUCGUGUGGCCACCGGCACAGUUGUUCAACUUUUACCUCCUGCCGACCAAGUACCGUGUUCUUUACGAUAAUACGAUUUCGCUAGGUUACGACGUUUAUACAAGUUAUGUUAUAAAUGAGAAAAUAGAUCAUAGUCAAGAUAACAAUAGUAAUUCAAGCUAACAUUAGUAGAAUUCACGUUACAGCUGUACUCAAAGAAACAUAACAAGUAUAAUUUAUAAUAGAUGAAAAAAAAAGCAAUUCAAUAAUAUUGAAUCAAAGAAGAUCUUUCAGUGGAAAGUAAUACGUAUUCUCAGGACCGAACGCAACGUGUAGUUUCAACUUCAAUAAAUAACAAAUGUUAGAAGCUUCUAGUGCUAUUUUCCAAUAAGGUUAUUACAAAUUUUAUGUAAAGUGUUGUUCCUCGGCCCUGGCUAAGGUCGAAUGAGAAAUCGUAACAACUAAAUUUCAAUUGUUUUAAACGCUUUGUAAAUCAAAUCAUAAUAUGUUUUUACAUAAACCAGACAUGUUUUAUUCUUCCUGGGAAUAAUCACUAGUGUUAAUAUAUUAUCUUUCCAUAAACAUAGCUGCAUAGUUUUAAAGCAACGCAAAUUAUCUGUUCCUUGAGUUACCACCAAAUGUCAACAAAGUUUUGCUUUAACCUCCUUAAUACGUUGUGAAAUAAAUGUCGUUUGUCACUGCCAAAUAAAUUGUACAUUACGAAACAGU
Messenger RNA from Culex pipiens pallens (northern house mosquito), 1291 nucleotides. Its product is annotated as mpv17-like protein 2. Gene Ontology annotation, biological process: mitochondrial ribosome assembly. The coding region runs from base 161 to 745 and encodes 194 amino acids. Gene Ontology annotation, cellular component: cytoplasm; membrane. NCBI's taxonomy places the organism in Eukaryota, Metazoa, Arthropoda, Insecta, Diptera, Culicidae. The record is from RefSeq and is a predicted model, not a curated record. The transcript has a single exon.